This is a messenger RNA of Penicillium cosmopolitanum, 1044 nucleotides long. RefSeq names its product 2EXR domain-containing protein. The transcript is spliced from 2 exons. The coding region runs from base 1 to 1044 and encodes 347 amino acids. NCBI's taxonomy places the organism in Eukaryota, Fungi, Ascomycota, Eurotiomycetes, Eurotiales, Aspergillaceae. The record is from RefSeq and is a predicted model, not a curated record.
AUGGAUAAAAACAAUGAGCAGGACUUCCAUUUCUUCCCUAAGCUCCCCGCCGAGCUGAGGUUGAUGGUCUGGCGGUUCUGCCUCCCGCACCGGGUGGUGGAACUAGACCGACCCUUUGGAGAACAUUCGUAUGCAUCUCCCUGUGACGAGGGCGCAACAUGCGAUCUUAACAUGUGCCCCCCCAGUUAUUACUCGGAUUUAAGCAUGGACUUUCCGCUCAACGAAUCAUUAUGGAUCGACUACUCUCGUGAUUCAGUCCACGUGAACUGGAGACCCCCGUUUGAGCUUGAUGACAUACAUAGCCGCCCAGGGAGUCCACUUGACUAUCUGGCAUGCAAGGCAUCCGAGGUGCAAGGUGGUUCUUUUCGAUUUCAUUAUCUAGGGGAGGGUCGUAAAAGCCGUCGCCGAGAUAUCGAGUUGUGCAAAACGAUGGGCCCCCUUGAAAAACUCCAACAGACGCCCUGGGGAGCGGUUAUAAUGCGUGUCAUUGUGGUACAUACCACGCGUGAACAUGUUGCGAAAACUGGCCUAUUCGGACUCCUUUGUGAUGCUCCCAUCCAGGUCGUUGGUGUUGAUGAUGAGAAAAGACUGGAUGCGUUCUAUGAUCUGGCAAGGGAAUGCGAGCCUUUCUCCAAAUCCAUCCUACCCAGACAAAGCUUUCACAGAGUCUCCGCUGACUCGCUCAGGACUACCUUGAAAAAUAGGCUUCUUGAAAUUACCUUCGAAUCUGAACGACAACUUGAGCAUGAUCAAACGGAUGACAGCUGGUCCGAUGACUACCCGUCCAAUGGUAACCGUAAUGAAGACCAAGCCGAAGACAAACCUGAAGAGAAACAAACACCCCCAUCCCUACACCCCGCCAUCAUGUUCCGAUUUUGCCCAAAAAUGUGCAACCUUACUCGCCCAUCCUUUGAAGAAGCUGAAGCUAUGGUCAAGAACAGAAAUGUAAAGAAAGGCAGACCACCUAUGUCUAAGGGUCGCCACAAUUACCGGUCUUUUAUGGCGUCGAUAAAUACGCGAAGCCCCUACGAAUUGGGAAGAUAA